UCUUUCUUUAACCAUUUGGCCUUUACCUACCUUUCUCUUUCAUUUCUGCUAUAUUAUAUUAUUAUAACCAAGUACUACUUCCACCACUCGGCAACACAACCAGAACCCUCCCACGGCCAUACUCUUCCUAACUAAACUUCCAAGUACCGGAAUCCAAAACCAGUCCCACCCCAUGUUUAAGGCAGCUAUUGCAAGCUUCAUAAUCAUAGCCACUUCCUUUUCUUUCCACUUUUGGCCACUCCCUCAAAAAUCUUCCUACCACUCCCUCUUCAUAUCCAAUUCCUUAUCAGACAAUGAAUCCAUUUCAAACCAUCUUUACAUGCUCACUCGUCGCCCUCAUGUUGCUGGUUCCGAAGCGAAUGCUGAAGCUGCCGCCUAUGUUCUGUCCACCCUCACUUCCUACAAUAUUCCAUCACACAUAGCGUCUUAUGAUACGGCCUUGACUUACCCAGUAUCGCGUUCUUUAGUACUAACUCGCCCUUCUCCGGACCCACCGAUCAAGUUCAGUCUCCAACAGGAGGUUUAUGAGGGUGACCCAUAUGCAGAUGUGGCUAAUGAAGUUCAACCCACAUACCAUGCAUAUGCUAAAUCAGGCACGGCAGUUGGCCCAGUCGUAUACGUGAAUUACGGGCGUGUGGAAGACUAUGUGACCUUGAAAGAAAUGGGAGUAAAUGUUUCGGGUAACGUUGUAUUGGCAAGGUAUGGAGAGAUCUACAGAGGGGACAUAGUUGAGAAUGCUUACGAAGAAGGAGCCAUUGGAGUUCUGAUUUUCACAGAUAGGAAGGACUAUGGAGGUGGAGGAGGGGAUGUGAAAUGGUUUCCAGAUGAUAAGUGGAUGCCUCCCAGUGGUGUUCAGGUGGGUUCAGUUUACAAUGGAGCCGGCGACCCAACCACACCUGGAUGGCCAAGCACUGAGGGAUGUGAGAGGCUUUCGGAUGAGGAGGUGGAGAGGGCGGGAGAUGUUCCACUUAUACCUUCUUUACCCAUUUCCUGGGCUGACGGCGAUGCAAUUGUUCGGUCCAUUGGUGGGCAAGUAGCAUCAGAUGCUUGGCAAGGAGGAAAGGAUGCCCCUGUUUAUAGAAUUGGCCCAGGACCAGGAAUUGUGAACUUGACUUACAACGGGAAACAAGUACUAAGCAGAAUUGAGAACGUUGUUGGGAUCAUUGAAGGAGCAGAAGAACCUGACAGAUUUGUCAUUCUUGGAAAUCAUCGGGAUGCAUGGACAUUCGGAGCUGUUGAUCCCAACAGUGGCACAGCAUGCCUGCUUGAGGUUGCAGAAAGGUUGUGGAAGCUUCAGAAAAAGGGGUGGAAACCUCGACGGACAAUUAUAUUUUGCAAUUGGGAUGCAGAGGAGUAUGGCCUGAUAGGAUCAACAGAAUGGGUUGAAGAGAACAGGCAAAUGUUGGCCUCAAGAGUUGUAGCUUACUUGAAUGUCGAUAUUGCAGUUGGAGGAGCUGGAUUUAAAGCCUCUGCAACUCCACAGCUUGACGAACUGCUCAUACAAGCUGCCAAGCAGGUUCCGGACCCAGACAACUCAUCACAAACUGUCUAUGAUUCCUGGAUUAGCUCCACAGAUAAUCCUGCGAAGAUUGGGAGGCUAGGAGGUGCAGGGUCAGAUUAUUCAGCCUUUGUGCAACACAUUGGUGUUCCAGCAGCUGACAUAUCCUUUGGAGAAGCUUACCCAGUCUACCACUCAAUGUAUGACGACUUUAUCUGGAUGAACAAAUUUGGUGAUCCGAUGUUUCAAAGGCAUGUAGCAGUGGCAAGCAUUUGGGGAUUACUAGCACUCAAGCUAGCAGAUAACGAAAUUCUUCCUUUUGACUAUCUCCCUUAUGCUCUCGAGCUUCAGAGAAGUGUAGAAAGUUUGAAAGAUGAAGUUGCAAAUAGAGGCAUAACCCUUGUUCCCCUGGUCAAGUCAAUUAAAGAACUGGAGACAGCAGCCACUAAGAUAAAUGAGGAGCGAAAGGCACUAGAAGGAAGCAAAAGCUGGACAUCAAUGUGCAAAGACAGUCAAAAAGUAAGAGAGUUGAAUGACAGACUCAUGAUGACUGAACGGGCAUUUACAGACAGAGAGGGACUUCCAGGAAGAUCGUGGUAUAAGCAUUUGAUCUAUGCACCGUCAAAGCACAAUGAUUAUGGAUCUACGUCCUUCCCUGGGAUAGAUGAUGCACUUGAAAAGGCAAAGAACCUAAAUACUGCUGACUCGUGGCAUUCUGUACAACAUGAAAUCUGGAGAGUCGCUAGAGUCAUUACACAAGCUUCGCUAUGCCUCAAGGGUAAAUUAACAUGAAAAUAUGUUGUACUGCACCCAGCAUUUUGGUUGUACUUUAGUUUCUGGAUUCAAAGAUUUGUGUUCUCUACGGUUACAAAGCCAAAUUCCAUUUAAGCUUGAUAAUGUUUGCAAGAAA
Molecule: messenger RNA, 2408 nt
Organism: Sesamum indicum (sesame)
Lineage: Eukaryota; Viridiplantae; Streptophyta; Magnoliopsida; Lamiales; Pedaliaceae
Product: Peptidase M28 family protein
Molecular function (GO): carboxypeptidase activity
Source: RefSeq, a predicted model, not a curated record